Molecule: messenger RNA, 3961 nt
Organism: Pungitius pungitius (ninespine stickleback)
Lineage: Eukaryota; Metazoa; Chordata; Actinopteri; Perciformes; Gasterosteidae
Gene: nfe2l1a
Product: nfe2 like bZIP transcription factor 1a
Exons: 8
Coding region: 200-2674 (824 amino acids)
Biological process (GO): regulation of transcription by RNA polymerase II
Cellular component (GO): nucleus
Molecular function (GO): RNA polymerase II cis-regulatory region sequence-specific DNA binding; DNA-binding transcription factor activity, RNA polymerase II-specific
Source: RefSeq, a predicted model, not a curated record
GCCCCCCCCCCCCUCUCCCGGUUGGACGGGAGAAGCGAGUGAAAGCAGGACAGGGAAACACGGCGCGGAACACUACGGGGAGCUUAGCAGUGGAUGACAGAUCUUCUGGGGACUUGACAUUAAGACAACAGACCCCCGUUGCGGUGGUGACCGAGCUUGACUCUAGACCCGUGAGCCGAUCUCUGAGGAACAGAAGACCAUGUUGCACCUGAAGAAAUACUUCACAGACGGCCUCAUCCAGGUGGCCAUCCUGCUCAGCCUCUGCGGCGUGAGGGUCGACGUCGGACUGGAGCCCUAUCUACCUCCCUCCUGGCACGAGAUGAUCUUGGGUCCGACCUCAGCGCUGACACAGAUGCAGUUUCACAACCGCCUGGGGGACGACCACGAACCGCACCCCAAGAGCAUGGACCUGGAGGGCUUCUUUACGACGCGAAGGCUGCUGGGCUGGGUCCACUCUCUGGACAGACUACAGGUUCCUUACACAGAACUGGAGACCUGGCUGGUCCAACGGGAGGCUGAUCCUCUUCCCAUGGUAUGUCCAGACCUGGAAAGAGCACCAGAAAGAGACCGCACUGCCCCAGCUGUGGAAGCCACAGCUAACCGUGGUACCCUGCAGGAAGAAGAGGAGGAAGAUAAAGAGACUUCUGUCUCCCUUCAGGAGUGUUUGAGGUUGUUGGAGGGAACCUUUGACGUGCCAGAAGAACAACAGUUACGUGAUGUUGGUGGUAGAAGCAGAGAUGUGGAGCAUCAGCCAUCAGGUAGAGACGCCCUGUUGUCCCAUAACACCCCAACUGGUAACCUUUCCCUGGACCUUGAGAACCACUGGCAGGACCUGUUGGCUAUCAUGGACCCCGAGAACGCAGAUGUUGGUAUGAUGACUUCAUUUGAACUCAGCCAAAAUUCCAGAGCGAUUGAGACCCACCAGAGUGUUGGGUCUGAAGCUCUGCGUCAAAACCGCAAUGACCAUGACAACAGUAUAACAAAGGCUGAGCAGGAUGUCCUUUUAUCGGAGACUUCCAUGCAGCACGGUUUGUUGGGGCCUAAAGGGCAGUCAGUGCAAAAGCCAGCCCUGCUUCCCCUAACACCCAGUACAGAGUUGGAUAACCAAAGUUCAGCCUUAAACUCAAGGGACACUUUGAAAAACUCCAACAUGAAUCCCUUGCACAGUCUUCCAGACCAUACACAUCUGCUUGAUCAAGAUCCUUUAAAAGAUUUCUACUUGGCACUGAAUGCAGAAGAUAACUUCAGUGCCCUCAACAUGAAUCUGCUAACACAAGGUCUUGUGGAUACCACGGAAGAAAGGGCAUAUUCAGAGUAUGCUCCUCCUAUGCUCCAAAAUGAUUCACGUGACUUGACACCUUCCAGUCUGACCCCAUCUCCACAGGCGAAUGGUAUCACUCAAGACCCUCUCACAUCAAUCUCUGGUUUCUUUUUGGUUGAUGAAGAGGAUGAUCUUGAUAAUGAAGAUGGUUUUCCUAGCCCACUGUGUGACCUCUUAGAAGAUGAUGUCAUCCUGGAUGAGAUGAGAUUGUUGGACCUGGCUCUGGAUGAAGGAUUCAGCCCUGUAAUGGCAGCCAAGCUGGAAGAGGAGGGCUUCCUUGGGAGUAAAAUUGCCCAACAGCAAACUGGUACAGAUGUUAACCACUCUGGCUUCAGAAUAGAAGAUAGGUGUCAAGCAAGAAGACAACAGGAUGUUGCAGUUGAGGGGGACUCAGACUCGGGUCUUUCUCUGGACUUUAGCCGCAGCCCUGCUUCUCCAUGUGCUUCCGAGGCCUCCUCGUAUUCAUCUUCCUCAACCUCCUCUUCAUCUUGUACAUCGGCCAUGGAAAGUCCCUUUUCUUCAGACAAAGAAGAAGACACUGAGGAAGGGUUAGUUUUUUCAGAUAUGGAAGUGGAGGUGACCAUAAAGCAGGAGGAGCUGGAAGAGGAGGAAAUGGGGGCAGUCGGAGGAGGUUACCCGGAAGAUGUUAAAAACCCCUUCUCUGUCAACUAUGGGGAUAACAAGCUGUAUAAUGGCUUUCCUUGGCUGGAGUAUAUCAGCCAUGAUCACUCGUACAACCUGGCCUGGUCAUCUGUCUCCUCUCCAUCUCAGGACAAGAUGUCUACCAAACCCUCCUUGCGAGAUGACAAUGCCAAGCCUUACCACCGCUCCUCUUCCAGGCACAUCUCCGAGAGCAAAAUGUGGAGCCGGGAUGAAAGGCGGGCCAGAACCCGGAAGAUCCCUUUCUCCAACGAGUUGAUUGUUAAUCUGCCAGUGGAGGAGUUUAAUGACCUACUGGCCAAUUACCAGCUCAACGAGGAGCAGCUUACACUAGUCAGGGACAUACGUCGCCGCGGUAAGAACAAAAUUGCAGCACAGAACUGCAGGAAGAGGAAACUGAAUGUGCUGUACGAUCUGGAAGACAGUGUGUCGGGUUUGAGGCGCUACCGUUCGCGGCUUCUCCGAGAGAAACAGGAAGCCCUGAAGAACCUGCAGGAAAGGAAGCGCCAAAUGGACGAGUUGUACCAGGAUGUGUUUUCCAGGCUAAGGGAUGACGAGGGGAUGCCGUUGAACGCCAUGGAGUACCUGCUUCAUUUUGAGUGUAACAAUAUCGUAUUGGUAAUUUCACACCAACAAGGUGCACCGCAACCACUGACAAAAAACGCCAAGAAACCGAGGGAUAAAAAAAAGUGAGACUUGGACAAAUCAUGUUCAGCAUGUUCUGGCUUCAGAAGCUUAGGGCAUUAACAUCAGUGGGAUCUAACCACAAACAAAGGUACUGAUAGGAGAUACUGAUGCGGUGGUAGAUGAGCUACAGGAAUUCUUUAUCUGUGUCAGUGGAGGAUGCUGAAAGGUACACUGAAAUAGAUAUCAUGCCUAAAAAGAUACCAUGAUAAUUUGUUAGUGUUUUUUUAUUUAAUGAUAUAGUGGGUGGCUGGGUUAAAAGUGAUCUAUGCUACUACAUAUUUGGAUGAAAACAACAGACUACCGAUUACCUGGGACCAGCACUUUAAAAUGUUAGUUCAAUGCCUAUGCACAAUGCUUUUUCAACACACUGAGCUGAACAAGAUAGCUGAAGGAUUGGAGAGGUGGAUUGUGGGUGUCGGCAAUAUAGCCUCUGGGCCAUUAAGGGGUGCUGGAUCACAGAAAGGGAAGUUGUGAUGAUACACCUGGCCUGGCUCUCACGUAGACACUUCAAUAGGCUUAACACAGUGGGCCACGGAGAUCAAACCUGUGUCGUUUUCAACCAAAGACCGACCAUUAGCCGAAUGUAUUGGAUAUUGGUCCUGGUUUUAGGAGUACCGCUCCUGCUUGACUGACUUUGAAGGUAUCAAAGAUAAUUCAGACAUUUUUAUCUAUAUAAGGGAGCUGCACCCAUGCUCACACCUGCCCUGAAACUCAGAAGGUCCCACACUUUUCUGAUAUUCUCAUAUAAAUAAAUUAAGAGCGGCCUGCAAGGAUUUUAUUUAACGUUCUGAAAGAAAAAUAUUUGUGGAAAUCAUAUUGUCCUGAUGUGCUGCAGGUGUCUCUGUGUAUGGUAGCUCCUGUCAUCGGUGUGUGAACAGGUGAAUGAUGUCAUCAUUAAAAAUACACAAUGCACAAUAGUCCAUUUAACUUUGUGGAUUCUGAUAAAACUAAGUACAGGGAACUAAACAUGGCAGCAGUCCUUGAUGCUGAUGGUUACAUAAAAAGACAUUUGCGGUUCUUCUAGAUUGUAUGUGAAAAUAAAUAGUUUAGACGAUAGCUUUUAACUAUUCAUGUUGUUUGCAAAGCAUUUAGAAUUUCUCGGGAAUUUCCUAAGCUAGAACAUGCUAGAAGUUACCAUUGUCUAGUCGGAGCUCUGACGAACGCAUUCAAUUUGUAAUAACGUUGAAUUCUUUUUAGAGAGGAACUUGUCCGAAUACGUUUUGUACCUGCUGGUAUUCAAGGAUGUGGGACCUUGUCUUGGGUAAAAUUUAAAAUAAAUUAUAUUUAUUUGAA